CUGAAAGGGCACUUUUUUUUUCUGGAAACCCGCAACAACUCGACUAUUCACACCACCACCAUGUCCCACAGCGUAUAUUUAUUUCGACACAUUCAAACCAACCAGGUCAUUGUAAGCAUGCGGCAAUGGACUCAGAACCGCUCAUUACGCCAACUCGACACUGUCUUGCGCCCACCUCGUUUGCGAAAAGAUCACUGGCGCCCUCUAGUCGCCAUUACUGGGUUCAACACACUUCAGUCUGCACAAGCUGUUUCGGACGCCCUGUUACAACGCUCGCAGGUGCGACAACUCGAAUUCAAAACGUCACCAGAACACCUUGCCAGACCCAAACGAAUGCGAACUGUUGAUGAAAAGGAUUUGGUCGAAAAAUCAGUCGUCUCUUUGCGCGAAGCCCUUGAAUCUGUCGCUCCUAAGCAUUUCAACGGCGAGACCAAGUUAUCAGCUUUGUGGGAACAGCCUCGAUUUUUGGAGAUGAAGGGCGAUGAUCACGAGUGGCCAGCCUUCCUCGAACACGGUCAAUUAGAAUUGAAGAACAACCGCUUCGUUUCUGCCAACUCUUCCGCAUAAUUUCCCCAUCUAUGAUGCAUCCUUUCAUUUUACUUGUAGUAUAGAUUAAAGAAUGAGAAGCCCUCUCAGCCUCCAUAAAAACAGUUAGUAUUUUAGCCAUAGAACCUGUCAAGUUCUCCCUCGAUCUCUCGCAUAUGGCGCAGAUGCCCAUACACGGGAGUCAACCUGAGCAUUUGUUUGAAGAAAAUAUACUCAUAUGACCCAUUUCGAUUGUUCAAUAUGCUAAAUUUAGUGUAUGCCAUAA
Zychaea mexicana is the source of this 811-nucleotide messenger RNA. RefSeq lists its product as uncharacterized. Gene Ontology annotation, biological process: DNA recombination; positive regulation of mitochondrial DNA replication. Gene Ontology annotation, cellular component: nucleus; mitochondrial large ribosomal subunit. The record is from RefSeq and is a predicted model, not a curated record. NCBI's taxonomy places the organism in Eukaryota, Fungi, Mucoromycota, Mucoromycetes, Mucorales, Lichtheimiaceae. The transcript has 2 exons. Bases 61 to 567 code for a protein of 168 amino acids. Gene Ontology annotation, molecular function: DNA strand exchange activity; structural constituent of ribosome; single-stranded DNA binding.